AUGUUCCGUCAUCUCAUUCUUUGCUCACUCGUAGCGACUGCAUUAUGCGGACCAAUCGGUGAACGUGAAAAACGACAGGCUUGCGGAGUAGCAUGCCAACAAGCUCCACUCUACACAGUUGAAAUUCAACAGUUCAACGCCCCUCAGCAAUCUCCUUGUCUCUGUGCACCAGCUCAACCUGCUUGUGAUUGUGUACCAGCUCAGCAGCAGCCUCUCUGUGAUUGCCAAGCAACUCCAUCUUGUUGUGUCCAAGUAGAUAUCAUCCAACAAGAUCCAUGCGCUGCUUGCCCCCCACAACAUAACCCAUGCCCUGCCUGCCCACAGCCAGUACAGCAAAACCCUUGCUGCCAGCAAGCUCAACCUGCUUGCGAUCCUUGUCCACAGCCCGUUCAACAAGCACCAUGUUGCCCACAGCCCGUUCAACAAGCCCCAUGUUGCCCACAAGCUGCCCCACAAGUCGGAUGUACUGUAUGUGUCGAAAUUGUUCAACAAGAGCCAUGUCAGCCUUGCCAACAAGCUCAACCAGCCUGUGAUUGUGCCCCAGUUCAACAAAAUCCUUGCCCAACCUGCCAACCAGUAGUUCAGCAAGAUCCAUGCGCUUGCCAGCCAGCUCAGGCUCCUUGCCCAGCUUGUCAACCAGUUGUCCAACAGGAUCCCUGCCCACCAUGCCAGCCCAUUCAGCAAAACCCCUGCCCAACCUGUCAGCCUGUAAUUCAACAAGAUCCCUGCCCAAGCUGCCAGCCUGUUAUUCAACAAGACCCCUGCUGUCAACAAGCCGAACCAGCCUGUAAUCCAUGUGGAGCCGCAGUUCCUGUUCAGCAAACUCAAGCACUGAUCCAGAUUCAACAGACUCAGACUCUCCAAUGCGCUCCAGCGUGUCAACCAUCCUGCCAAUCAAGCUGUACUGCUUACUACGACAACCAGAUGACUCAAUAUAGCACUGCUACUACUUCAUGCGAUGCUCAGAACUGUGUCUGCCAAAGAGGAUACGUUAAGUGUGCUGAACAGACUUGUUGUCUUCGUUAUCGUUAUACCCAGAAAAAGAGCAAAAGAUCCGUAGCAUAA
Auanema sp. JU1783 is the source of this 1065-nucleotide messenger RNA. Lineage: Eukaryota; Metazoa; Nematoda; Chromadorea; Rhabditida; Rhabditidae. The record is from the annotation of a GenBank genome assembly.